Molecule: messenger RNA, 2285 nt
Organism: Polypterus senegalus (gray bichir)
Lineage: Eukaryota; Metazoa; Chordata; Cladistia; Polypteriformes; Polypteridae
Product: myelin-associated glycoprotein-like
Exons: 9
Coding region: 54-1652 (532 amino acids)
Source: RefSeq, a predicted model, not a curated record
GAGAAGCAAAAGCAGGAAGAGAGCUCCAAAUUCAUAAAGAUUCUUCGACUGGAAUGUGUAAAAUGAUUUCCAAGACAAUUAUAGGAAUCCUGACCUUUUUUCUCUUCCUUGUCGAAUUUUCGAGGUCUGAUGACUGCAUCCUGCCUUUACAGAUGACAACUCUGAGCGGCUCCUGUCUGCUGAUCCCGUGCACCUUCGGGCCUCGUACACCGAGCUCUGGAGCUGUUGGAGUUUGGAACAUUGGCUUUACAUCUCAGACCCCAGUAUCCAGAGGAAAUACAUCACAAAAUGGCUGGUCAAACGUCAAAGUCAGCCUUCUUGGGGAUGUGACACAAAGAAACUGCACCACACUGUUGGAAAACUUGAGCACUUCAAACACAGAAACAUACUAUUUUAGGGUUGAAAGUGACAGCUUGAAGUUCAGCUAUGCUGAAGGAGUUCAUAUUAACGUAUUAGACUCGCCAGAUGCCCCUCUGCUCAGCUCAACAAGUCCAGUGAAGGAGAACUUGAACAUCAGUUUAAACUGCAGCUCUCCACUGUCCUGUCCCACACAACCUCCCAUUCUGACAUGGAGUGACACUCUGAACGGGAUGGUGCUCCAGAAUAUCACCAGCAACAAUGGGAGUCAGUCCUUGUCAUCGCUGCUGACCUUUAGAGCUUCAUAUGAACUCGACAUGAAGAACAUCAGCUGCACAGUGUGGUACCCGGUGGGGACUGAAAACCGCAGUGCGUCAGCGAGUGUCCUUCUUCAAGUCUGGUACGCUCCAAAGAACACUGGCAUCAUCGCUAAUACUUCUACAGAUAUUUUGGAGGGCAGCACCGUGAACCUGCAGUGCACAUCCAAUGCAAACCCAGUCAGCAACUACACCUGGUUCAAGAUGAACGGAUCUUCUGAGCUCCUGACAAGUUUUGGGCAGAACUUGACCAUCCAGAACGUGAGCCGCAGUGACAAUGGCGUGCAUUUGUGUCGGGUACAAAACGGGUUUGGAGACGGCAACUCAUCUGUGACUCUGAAUGUACAAUAUCCUCCAAAGGAAACUACUGCACACAUUUAUCCUGCAGCUGACAUCAUGGAGGGAACACAAGUCAUACUGAGCUGCAUCUCGGUUAUAAACCCACCUGGGAACUACACCUGGUUUAAAGGAAACGGAUCUGACGCCACCAGAAGAGCAGCCGGGCAGAAUCUGAGCAUCUCAGCGGUGACACUUGGUGACAGUGGGGUGUAUUACUGUCUGGCAGACAACCAGUAUGGAGGAAAAAAUUCAACAGCCGUGACUUUACGUAUACAGCCCUCGCUACUGAACACCGUGCUUCUCUAUGCAGUUAUUGGAAGUGUUGCUUCCUUCUUCGUAAUUUUACUUGUGAUUUGCUUAACUUGCAGAAGGUGUAGGAACUCUAAAAAAGCAAGUCAAGAAAAUCCUCCUUCACACACAAAUAAGCAAAUCCCCAUUAACUAUGUGAACAAUGACAUAUAUGUCAAUCACCUCACCGUCACACAAGACGAGAAGGAAGGGGCUGAAAGUCCAGUCGUGUACGCCGAUGUUAACUUCAUGAAGGCUCAACUACAACAACAAAAUAACAAAACGGUGACAAAAUGGCAGCUUAAUGAAGAAACCGAAUAUGUGGAGAUCAAACGAGCUGUGAGCUCCUGAGGACAGACAGUUGUGCAGACAUUAGGAGUGAAGGAGAGCAACAUCUCCAUGUGAAUCGACAGUAAAGGGCCAUCAUCGGACAUAAGAGAAGACACAACGAUGACAAUUAGAAACGUGUUCAAUAGAAAUUGAAAUAAAGAAAGUCCUUCUGUCGUUUGUUUGAGGACGUUUCUGUGUUACUGCAUUUGCAUUUUAAUUCAAGUCCACAAAUCGCACGUCGUAACUAAAAGUAAAGCAGGCGUAUUGCAUUCGUCUUAGCGGCCGCUCCGUGUGUGUUGCAUUUCGAUUCGAGAUCAGACUUUAAUCAGCCAAAAGUAAUCAAAUCACCAAGCAGCAUCAGCAUUAGGGCUGCCAACUCUGUUUCUCUGGAAAUGAGGACAUUUGGGUCAAGAAAUUAGGACUUUUAAAGGACGCCUUCCAUAGCAUGCCAUAGUACGCCUUUAUAUUGUUUUUUAAAGUUAUAUAAACCUUUAGUAGCAGAUUAUCACUAUAAGGAUGGCCACAAUCACAGUCACUGGCAAACUAAUAAACCAGUAAAUAUUUUAAAUAUGUCAAGCCUUUUAAAUUAACAGACUUCAAUACUUUCAUUCUUAUUUGGAUAGCUUAACUGUCGUAAACCUGUAAGAAAUGAUA